CGGAGGCGCCGGGGCGGGCGCGCGUCCGCGGCGGUGAUGGCGGUGCGUGAACGCGCGGCGGCAGCAAUGGCCGCUCUGGAGCGGCGGGUGCCGAGUCUCGAUGACUUCGCGGGACAGAGCUGGAGCUCGUGGGUGGAACGGGCCGACCUGCCCGCGGCCGACGGGGCUGAGCUGGAGGAGAGUAACAAAAACAUUAAGAAGUUGGAUGCCAUGACCCUCAUUAAAGAAGACAUGUCCAUCUUCGGGCACUGCCCUGCCCAUGACGACUUCUAUUUGGUUGUGUGUAACCACUGCAGCCAAGUGGUGAAGCCUCAAGCUUUCCAGAAGCACUGCGAAAGAAGACAUGGGCCCCUCAGCAAGCUUUACGCCCGGGCCCCACCCCCACCUCCAGCCCCUGCCAGCUCUCAGAAAUGCCAUGUAGUGAAUGGGCAGGGCCCAGCUUGUAGGGCCCCGGGUUCCACCAAAACCUCCUCCAGGGAGAAGGGCCAGGGGUCCCGGAGCCGUGGCCACCCGCCUCCUGAGAAGACACAGAAGGACAACCUCUGCCCACACCCUCUCUCCAUGUGUAGCCUUUUCGUGCCUGUGGUGAAUCUGGAGAAGAUGUCCAGUCUCCCGAAGCCCGAUGGACAUGGAAUCAGGGUGGCCCCGCCCUCUGCUUUCCUCAGCCAGCCUGGUGGCCUCACCAAGGACUCCCCUGGGAAAAACCCCAUGGCACCCCCUUCUAAAGAACCUCCGGGGAGAGAGAGCAUCGAGAUGACCCCCAGCGAGGGCCCCAGUCACCGGGCUGAAGGCAGCCCCCCUGAAAAGGAGCCUGGUGGGGCCAGGCUGCCCCCCAAAACCCAUCGGAAGAUGGCCCGGAAGGAGUGCGACCUCAACAGGCAGUGUGGGGUAAUAAACCCAGAGACCAAAAAGAUCUGUACACGCCUGCUGACCUGCAAGAUCCACUCGGUGCACCAGCGCCGGGAGGUCCAGGGCCGAGCCAAGGACUUUGACGUGCUAGUGGCAGAGCUGAAGGCCAAUUCCCGCAAAGGGGAAUCUCCCAAAGAGAAGAGCCCAGGGCGCAAGGAGCCCACUCUUGAGCGCCCCUCCCAGGAGCCCCCCUCCUCAGUCCAGGUUGUGGCAGCGGCCGCCCCCAGCAGCACCUUCUCUGCUCGCGCCAAGCAGACCUACCCAUUCUGUGCACUGCCCAGGUCCCGGGCCUCCUCUGAGAGUGAGUUGGAUGAUGAAGGCCCCUGUGGUGGUGAUGGGGACCCAGGCCUGUUCCCCUUUCCCCUGCCCCGGGGUGGGGCCCAGGCCUCCAGCGAGGAGAGUGAGGAGGAGGGGACAUCUGACGACCUCCACCUCCCCCCUGACUGCCAUUAUGCAACCCGGCCCCCGCGGCCACAGGCGUUCUGCACCUUUGGGAGCCGGCUGGUGAGUCCAGGAUGCUACGUGUUUAGCCGCCGGCUGGACCGGUUCUGCUCAGCACUGAGCUCCAUGCUGGAACGGCACCUUAGCUCACACAUGUGGAAGAAGAUCCCACCCGCGGCUGAGCCUCCGUCCCACCUUGUCAGCUCCCCACUGUCUGCUCCCCUGAGCCCGUCCUCUACAGGCAGCUGUCCCCGCCUUCCAGGCCUGCCCCCCAGACCUGCCUGCCCAGCCUCCACACCCCCUGCCAAGGACAGCCUGGUCCCCAGCUACCCUGCAGGCUCCCCCAGUGUGGCCGCGGCCUGCAGCCAGGCAGAAUGCAUGGGGGGGGCCCAGGCCAUCACCUCACCACUGCCCGCCAACACGCCAUCCCCAUCCUUCAGCAAACUCCCGCCUUCGAAGGCCAGCAAGUCGUCCAAAGGCAAGGACGGGGUCGAGGUGGAGGCCCCUUCUCGAAAGCGAAAGUUAUCCCCCGGCCCCACCACCUUCAAACGGACCUGCAUCCUGGAGCCCUCUGGAAAAGGCAAACCCUCUGGCUGCCGGGGCCUCUCGGCCAAGACUAAAACAGCCCUGGGCAUGGGGCUCAAUGGGACGGUGGGGCCAAGAGUGAAGCGGGCAGGGCCUCUGGACUGUCGGGGCUCCCUUCAUCAACCCCCGACACCCGUCAAGGCUUCUCAGCUGGACAGCCGGGGAGCAUCCGGACACCCAGCCAAGGCCCUGCCCACCAACUGCCUCUCUGAGGAGGAGGUAGCCAAGAAGCGGAAAAACCUGGCCACUUACUGCCGGCCGGUGAAGGCCAAGCACUGCCAGGCCGGCGCCCGUGCCGAUGCGACCUGCUCCGUGCGCCGCAAGAAGCCGGGUCCUGCCAUGGCCUUUGAGGAGAAGUGUUCUACACUGAAGGUACCAGCCCAGCUCUCUGGAGAGCAUGGGCAGGGAGAGAUCAGGAUGGACCAGGGUAGAGCACACAGUGGGAACCCGGCACAGAGAAGGUGCUAAGUGUUUGUGCAGGGAAGGGAUUCUGAAAGGGGAAGUUGAGAGAGUUCCGGGGCCGUCUCCUGUAGGGAGAGGUAGGUCAGCUCUUUAAAAGGUGACCCAGCUUUUGCUUGAUGGGCCUUCCCCCAUCUGUCUCUCCCUUGAGCUGCCUGUCCCCUGCCCCCACACCUCCUUCUGUUUUAACAAAAGGGCCACUUUCUGAUCUGGCUGUGGCCUUCACACCAGGAACUGGAGCCACCCGUGUCCCCCAAAGGAAAGGAAGCUGGACUUCAUGAACUCUGAUGGGAAAGGUUUGGGCAGUGGGGUUGAGCGUGGGUCUCUAAGCAGUGGCCUGAUAUGCUGGGUGGCAGAGUGGGUGGGCUGGUCUUGUUCAUGGGUUCUGCCUCUGGGCCUCAGGGCCUAGAAGGCCAGGGAUGUCACCUGAGGUCCUUGUAAGCAUAUGUGCCGCUUCCAGGAUUUCAUGCGCCAGGCAAGUCCUCCAGGGUUUCUGGGAAAGCCAGCAGCCGGUUUAUGCGCCUCUUCUGACGGGAGCCCUGGAGUAGCACACUCUGGGCUGUCCAUAGGAGGGCAGGAGGGGCUUGCCCGUGGCGAGAAAUUGGGUGCCCUCCUGGUGUAGGCACAGGCCAGAUGCAUACCCACUCCUCUGGCACCCUUAUGAGAGUAGUGAGUUGGACCAUGCCCCCAUGUGUGCGCGCAUGUGUGCAUGGACAUUCUCAGGCUGUCCCUGAUCCACUGGCCUUCAUUUUCCCCCUCGUCCAUCAUUGGGCAGCAGCCUAGCCAGGAAGAAAGCAAGCUUUAGCUCUCAUGGUCCACACAGUUCACUGGGAAGCAGGACUGGUAGGUCCCCAGCCUGACCGCGUCUCUUGCCUCUUGUCUUCCUGCAGUCGAAAGCCCAUUAACAAGAAAGUGCCUGCCCACCACGAUGGAGCCGCCAGCACCUCCUCCCCUCCAGAUCCGGGCCCCAGGCUGCUGCCGCUUUUUAUAACUUUAUAUUAUUUUUUUUAAGAAAAAAAAACUCUUUAAAAUACCUCAAGACUGUCUCCCUGUUCUGUUGCUGCUAAGAAAAUGUAAAAACAGAAACAGAGAAAAGGAAGGAAAAAGAUGUAAUAAAAUGAGUGUCAUUGCUGUC
This is a messenger RNA of Mustela erminea (ermine), 3529 nucleotides long. It is a transcript of the gene ATXN7L2, whose product is annotated as ataxin 7 like 2. Bases 37 to 2403 code for a protein of 788 amino acids. The transcript is spliced from 10 exons. Lineage: Eukaryota; Metazoa; Chordata; Mammalia; Carnivora; Mustelidae. The record is from RefSeq and is a predicted model, not a curated record.